Messenger RNA from Arachis duranensis, 2615 nucleotides. RefSeq names its product MDIS1-interacting receptor like kinase 2-like. The transcript has 2 exons. The record is from RefSeq and is a predicted model, not a curated record. Gene Ontology annotation, molecular function: protein kinase activity; receptor serine/threonine kinase binding; ATP binding. The coding region runs from base 231 to 2450 and encodes 739 amino acids. Gene Ontology annotation, biological process: protein phosphorylation. Lineage: Eukaryota; Viridiplantae; Streptophyta; Magnoliopsida; Fabales; Fabaceae.
AUGGCACUUGCAAAAAUAUACUCCAAAUCUUGCAAAUUCAGCAAUAGACACUUUUAUUCAUAAAAAACAAUAUUCGAGUGUACUUUAAUAUUUACAAUCUUUUACAUGUACUUCUGUCCACUCCAAACUUUUCAUAUAUAUUUUUGUUCAUUUACUCCUUAUUAUAUAUAUGUGCAACAACAAUUGAGAGAAUAGUAUACAACACAAUUCAGUGAAAUUUAGAUACACACAUGACAAAUUCAGGUUGCAAUUUACUUGCAUUAAUGAAGCUUAUCUUUGUUGACACUUUGUUUGCCUUAGUCCUCCUAACCGUUAUGAGUGCCAACACCAUGAUGGCAGCAUCAAAUUCCCCGUCCUUGAACGAGGAACAAAAGGCCUUGCUCCAUAGCGGGUGGACAGAAGGUCGCGACAUCUCAAAACAUUGUAACUGGACUGGUAUUGUGUGCAAUGACGCUGGAAGUGUCAUAGAGAUUUCAACAAGGCGUUAUUUUUUUAUCCCUCCAUCUGAAUUGAGGAACUUCAAUUUUACUGCAUUCCCCAAUUUGAUCCGUCUAGAACUUACUGGUUUGGAACUCAAGGGAACCAUUCCCAGUGAAAUAAGCACUCUUACAAAGCUUAUGUAUCUUGAUCUCUCUUCUAAUUAUCUUGAAGGUGAGUUGCCUACUUCAAUUUCAAAUCUCACUCAACUUAAGUUAGUUAAUGCUGCUAGCAAUUUUCUUAGAGGUGUUAUUCCUUCCACUUUUGGCCAGUUGAAGUGUUUGGCUCAACUUUCUCUUCACUCAAACAAUCUUGAAGGCCCCAUUCCCGAAAGGCUAGGGUACUUAAAGCAUUUAGAGCAGUUAACUCUGUCAAAUAACUCACUGAAUGGUUCAAUCCCUUCUACCUUUGGACAACUAGAGGAUUUGGAAUCUUUGUCCCUUGAUUCAAACCAUAUUGAAGGUUCCAUCCCUGUAGAAUUUGAGAACCUGUUCCAUUUGAAAGCUUUAGACCUUUCCCAUAACAAUAUUUCUGGUGUUAUACCAUCUGGGAUUGGACAACUCUCUAGGCUUUCAACUUUAGAUAUUUCCAACAAUAGCCUUAAGGGACCAAUUCCAUUUGGUAUUCUAUAUCAUUGCAGUUAUGUGCAGCUAAGUAACAACUUUUUAAGUGGACAUAUUCCUUCUCAAAUUGGCAAUCUUUCUUACCUAGACCUCAGUAAUAAUAGCCUCUCAGGAAGCAUACCAGAGGGACUCCAUUCCGUUCCAUAUCUCAAUAUAUCUUACAAUUCCUUUGUUCCAGAUACACACUUUUGUGGUUUUCCAAGUGAAGCACUGAUUGGUAAUAAGCAGUCACCCUCUUGCUCUUCUCCAUAUAGUACCAUAGCACUAGUUUCCCUUGCUGCCUUGAAUUGCUUCUUCAUUACAACAGUGUUCAUAUGGCUUGGAAUCGGUGUCUUCUGUCCCCUCCAAAGAGAGUACGGAUUUGAGGAAAGAAGCAAGAAUGGGGAUAUCUUCUCAAUUUGGAACUAUGAUGGUAAAAUUGCAUUUAAAGACAUAAUCAAAGCCACAGAAGACUUUGAUAUAAGGUAUUGCAUUGGAACAGGUGCUUAUGGAAGUGUCUACAAAGCACAGCUUCCUAGUGGCAGAAAUGUUGCACUAAAGAAACUUCACAAUGCAGAGUCUGAAAAUCCAUCAUUUUACAAGAGUUUUAGCAAUGAGGUCAAGGUCUUGACAGAAAUUCGUCACCGUAACAUCAUUAGGCUUCAUGGUUUUUGUUUGCACAACAGCUGUAUGAUUUUGGUGUAUGAGUAUAUGGAAAAGGGAAGCUUGUUCUAUAACCUAGCCAUUGAUGAAGAAGCUCAAGAGUUGAAUUGGAGUAAGAGAGUAAACAUUAUCAAAGGGACUGCAUUUGCUCUCACUCAUAUGCACCAUCAUUGCACUCCACCCAUUGUCCAUCGAGAUGUAACUAGUACCAAUGUUUUGUUGACUUCAAAUUUAGAGGCUUGUCUAUCAAAUUUUGGUACAGCUAAACUACUUUCUUCUGAUUCAUCUAAUCAAACUCUGUUAGCUGGCACUCCCGGAUACGUUGCCCCAGAACUGGCUUAUAGCAUCAACGUGACAACAAAAUGUGAUGUUUAUAGCUUUGGAGUGGUGACUUUGGAAACAAUAAUGGGAGAACAUCCUAAGGAGCUACUUUCCAAUAUGUCAAAACCAUCUCCUCCAAAGAUCAUGAUUAAAGAUGUAUUGGAUUCACGUAUCCCAUUGCCCUUUCUUCGAAAAGACAUGCGGGAUAUUGUACUUGUUCUAACAUUAGCAUUGGCAUGCUUGCAUCCCAACCCAAAAUCAAGACCUUCAAUGCAGGACAUAGCUAAUGAGCUUUUGUUUUCAAAGUCGCCAUUGCUUUGGCAUUUUGAUGGUAUUUCAAUUCACCAACUUGUGAAUCAAGAAAUAUACGCAAUAGGUAAAAAUUAGGAGGUUUUUUUAAUCAUAUUUUCUUAUGUGAUUGCCCUAAUUUUAUGUAUGAAAGCCAUCUUCUGUUUUGUUUCAACUGGGUAUGCCUUCCAGUUCAAAUUUUCUUAUGUAUUUUUCGCCUUGUAUUAUGAUUUUUAUCACUUAUAGUAUUCCCUUUCAAAUUAU